Molecule: messenger RNA, 1277 nt
Organism: Prosopis cineraria
Lineage: Eukaryota; Viridiplantae; Streptophyta; Magnoliopsida; Fabales; Fabaceae
Exons: 2
Coding region: 338-1018 (226 amino acids)
Biological process (GO): intracellular protein transport; endoplasmic reticulum to Golgi vesicle-mediated transport
Cellular component (GO): endoplasmic reticulum; endoplasmic reticulum membrane
Source: RefSeq, a predicted model, not a curated record
AAAGCAUACAAAAAUAGAAUAAAAUAGCCAGCGGCGGUGGGCACCUCAUCGCAACCCGCCGUGGACCGUCGUGAUGGUCUGAGGGAAAUGGCUCCGAGAAGUCGCGAGAGAAAACACCAGCUUUCGCCUUCCAUCUUCAAUUCUUCAGCUUUGGAAGUUUCUCUGGUUUCUUUCUCCAUCAUCCCUUUGUCAAUUUCUUCUUCCAAGCUCCCAUUUUGAUUCUGUGAAGUGAAUGUGACUCUUUAUUACCUUUUGGGUCCUGCAAAACAAUACCUCUCUCAUUGACCCAAUAUUACCACGCGUCAAUCAAUCUCUCUGAAUAUUGUUGCCACAAGAGAUGAUUCAAUCAUUGUUCACUGUCAUGUUCUUGGAGGCGGUGACGAUAAUGAUGAUCCUUUUUAAAACCCCCUUGAGGAGGCUGGUGAUCAUGGGCUUGGAUCGGGUCAAGCGCGGUCGGGGACCCGUGAUGGCGAAGACCAUGGGAGGGACGGUUCUUGUGAUGCUGUUAUCUAGUGUCCACAGCAUUCUGAAGAUUCAGAAACGAAGGAUUGAGGACGGCGCCAUCAAUCCCACUUAUCAGGUUCUUGUGGCUAAGCACCUUGUUGAAGCAACUCUUAUGGGUGCUGUCCUUUUGCUUGCACUUAUGGUAGACAGACUACACCAUUACAUAAAAGAACUCCAAAUCCGAAGAAAUAACAUGGAGGCUAUGAAGAAAGAAUCCGAAGAAUUGAAGAAAGAAGCCCAAGAAUUUAAAGCUCGAAAGGCUGAAGAAAUCAAAGCCUUGGAAAAAGAAAAGGCCAGAUUGAGCGAAGAACUAAAUCAGCUGGAAUUUGAACUUCAGGCCAAAAUUAAAAGUGUAAGUACUGCAAAAGUCAAUGCAGUUGCUCUAAGGAAACAAUCUGAGGGAUUCCUUGUUGAAUACGAUCGUGUACUCAAGGAAAAGCAAGACCUGCGUGGCCAACUGCAAUCCUUGGACUACCAGAAACUGUCACGCUCAGCUAGUAAGAAGAAUAUGUAAGAAACAUUUUUGCAGGAUGGAGGUGGUUUUCCAAUUGCCUGCCAUAAAUCCUUUUUAAGAUGUUCCUUGAGGAAUAGGCUUCCAAAUUUUAGCUUUUUUGAUGAGGUGGAGAGAAUUUGGAUCAAUUUUGCCCUGGUAAACUGUGAUUUUUUUUUAAUUGAUAAGAUAAAUAUAGUGCUGUCCUGUACUGUCUGUGUAAAUUUUUUUUUUUUUUGGCCAGAUGUAUAGGUGAUUUUUUUUUUAAUCGAAAAUUUUAUUA